CAAGAAAAAAUCAACAGAAGUAUUUUUAAAAAUUUCAGUUUAAUUUGAUAAAUUACUUGCAAAAUGGAUGAUUUUCAAUCUGCAGAAGAAGCUGCUUUUGUGGUAGAUGAAGUUAGCAAUAUUAUCAAGGAGUCAAUUGAAAGUGCUAUUGGAGGGAAUGCAUAUCAACACAACAAAGUGAACCAGUGGACAUCCAAUGUUGUAGAACAAUGUCUUAACCAGUUAACCAAAUUAGGAAAACCUUUCAAAUAUAUUGUUUCAGUUGUUAUGACACAGAAAUGUGGAGCUGGUUUACAUGUUGCAAGUUCUUGUUAUUGGGAUGCAAGCACUGAUGGAAGCUGCACUGUGAGGUGGGAGAACAAAACAAUGUACUGCAUUGUCAGUGUGUUUGGACUAUCCAUAUAAGGACUUCUCUACCUAAUAAGGACAAAAUCACCCAAUAAGGAGCUAUCCAGUUGUGCAAACCAUUUAACACUGGAUAGCAGCUAAAACUAGCUAAAAAAUAAAAUAAGCUAAUUUAAAAAAACAUGGAAAAUAGCAGAUAACUGGAACGUCAUGAAAGACUAGAUUACAUCUAGUCAGAAUCAUGAUCACUGGAGAAAUAAACAUAAUAUAAAAAAAAUCCGCUUGAACAAAAACUUGUAUUUUGAAGUUUGAAAAAUUGCAGGUGUUAAUUGGUUUACUCAACUGGGCCUUGAAUUGAUAUGGAUGAAGUUUUAAGUAUUAGACUUCAAAGCAGCUAAAGUUGUAUAUAUUUAUUGUAUAUCUGUGUAUAUUUUAUUUGUUUGUACAAUCAGGGACUUCAUAGUAGUCUCUUUGAAAAAGCUCAUAAUAUUAUAAAAUUUUAGUUCUAACUUUGCUCUGUAUCUAUUCUGUAAUA
Molecule: messenger RNA, 880 nt
Organism: Owenia fusiformis
Lineage: Eukaryota; Metazoa; Annelida; Polychaeta; Sabellida; Oweniidae
Source: the annotation of a GenBank genome assembly